GCCCUCAUUCUUUAAGCCUGACGUCAUUGUCGCUUGUGUUUUUUAUGAAUGAAGGAAUCCAACCUCAGAGAGCAGCGGAGUAAUUCCGGGAAAAGGCGGACUGACAUUUUGUCGCCAGAGUCGUUUCGACCCAGCAGAGUGUCUGUAUCUGUGUUCACUGGUGUUUGGUGGGAAGAAACCGAAGACGGUCAGAUCAUGACGACAGAAAGAAACAGCAAAGCCCUGAAGGUGAAGCAGGAGUGUGGCGAGAAUGUGCCCGUCCUGUCGGACAGUGAGCUCAUGUCCCUCUCGGUACGAGAGUUGAACCUUCACCUGCGCGGCCUGUCCCGCGAGGAGAUCCAAAAGCUGAAACAGCGGCGUCGCACCUUGAAGAACCGGGGAUAUGCCGCCAGCUGCCGGGUCAAACGGGUGUCCCAGCGUGAAGCCCUGGAGCAGCAGAAAACGGAGCUCCAGAGAGAGGUGGAGAGGCUCGGAGCCGAGAACGCCGGCAUGAGGAAAGAGCUGGAGGGGCUUGGCGCGCGUCUGGCUGCGCUCCAGAGGUUUGCCAGGGGCCUGGAGGCCGGAGGAGGCCACCUGCUGGCCACAGCCCCGCGCCUCAACACCGCUUCAGUCAUCACCAUCGUUAAGAGUCCACCACAGCCUCAGCCACAGAGAGAACAGGAGCUGUCCUAGAAGGAGGUGCUGCAACCAGACUGGGGGGGACACACAACCUGCAAUGCAAACACACACACACACACCUGCAGGCAUACAUAUACUAUACACACAUGCCGAGAACAGGAAGACAAUAUAUAUUAAUAAGGAAAUAUUAAACACUUGUUUGCGUUACGCCUCGUUCACAUUUCCAAAUUCUGAUGGAUUUGAAUAUCCAGGAGUCAUCCAUUCCUGUGUGACACAGUGUUGACGGAGUGGUGUGCAACGGCACCGAACAGACAACAGCUAUGCUUAGUUUUCCAAAGCAAGGGCCAGGAACGGUUGAAAAAUCAUCUAGGACUGGUGGAGGUGUCCUCUACUUAAUACCAUUUUAUGACACUGCAGCUUACUUGGCUGAAAUUUAGUAAAGUGCAUUUGUUUAGAAGCUCUCAAAGUUUAGAAUUAUGUUCAGAAAGAUGCAGCAGAUUUAAUGUGAACGAGGCGUUGAACACUGAUGUGCUCAGUCAUCACACACACACACACACACACACAUACACACGAACACACAGAAACAAAACCCUCACACUCAUUGCCCCUCUACACAGGGCGUAGACAUUGACUAACUGGACUCUGACUGAAGCCAGACCAACCCAGAGUUACUGUACAUCUUCACUGCUCAACAAAUCCAGCUCUGACGCUGCUGCUCUCUGCAACAGAAAUGCUUCUCUCUGCUUCAGUUUAUGGCACCUGACCAACAGCAAAAUGCCAGGGUGGAGCGGACGUAUGUACAGCUUCCUGUAGCUCUACAAUGUCUGCAUCCCCGGUACACUUGUAGUCUGAAGCUACUAGCUCUUAUACCCACGUCUCUCUGCUACUGUGCAAGGAAGCAUCCCAAAGUAUGAGUCACUUUUGUUAGUCAGUAAUGAAGAGUUUCUCAAUCUUGGUGUCACUUGAUAUGCAGGUGGGGUCAUGGGAGAUUUCUAAGGCUAAUAUAGUUUGUGUUUUAAUAGUUUCAAAAGGAUCAUUUCUAUAAUCGACAGUAUGCCAUACUCAGAUUCACUUGAGCUCUCUAACUGCUUGGGCUGUGAGGAUUUGGGGAGGAAAAAAUGAUCACAGUCCAGAAAAAAAGGUUGAGAAACGCAUUUGCGAAUCCUUCAAGCUGUCCAUUCAGUGAAAUAUCUUAGUUUUGGGAUUCACCUGCCACUGCUCCCUCCCUACCAAUUCUGCCCCUCCAUGUGAGGGGAAAGUAGUUUUGUACUACUUGUGUACACAUUUCUCACAUUAAUGCAGUGCCUUCAGUGUGUGUUGGAGUUACAAGAAUGCAAAGGGAAAAGGUUUAAAACAGACUGUUCAUGACCGCACAUUUCUUUGAUUAGGAUUUCUCUGGAUUCUCCUAUUUUCUGAGCUAUGAUCCUCAUUGCUCAUUUCACAAUCCCUACUGUGCAGUAACUUUGCUACAGUCUGCUGUGGCUUCCUUUUUUUCAUAUCUGGUAGACUCCCAACAACAGAUGUUGGUCAUUUUGCUAAAAACAUGUAAAAGCGGAGUCGCAUCUGGUAGGAAUUACGCUCAAGUCGAUGCAAAUCCUCUGCAUACAUUCCCGUUCUGUGUUCUUAUUUGUAAUGUUUGUAUGUGCCGUUGAGACGAAAAUGUUGAGUGACAUUUAUCAGAGAUAUAUUCUAUAUUUUAUUUGUAUUUAAAGGUAGAUAUUAUGAAAAGACAAGCUAACGAGUGCUGUGAUGUUCUAUGUUUUCAGAAGUACUUAUGACUAGUCCGGGGAUAUUCUCAUGUCUAAUUAUUGUGUUGUGUGGCAAUGAUGAUUACUUUACAAAAUGUUAAUUAUUAGCUAUGUAGAAAUAUGCUCAAAGCCAAUGGCCAUAUUGCUGUAUGAUGAUUUGUGUGUAUGUGUGUGUUUUGCCAUGUUUGUUCUGGCUUGUCAGUGGAUUCUUGGAGGGAUAUUAUUUUUCUAUGAUGAUUUGUAUGUUAUUUGUGUGAAAAAUUAAGGUCACUUCUUUAUUGGCAGAUCCACAGGAUGUUAAAGGAAAACCGAAAAGUGGAAAGAAAGAUGGAAAUGAGGAGAUGACAGGAAGGUUGAGGGGUUGUUGAAUGAUGGAGAAAGAAAGUUGGCAUGGCGGACUGGGAAAGAAGGUGGAAAGAGGUGGUGCUUUAUUCACUUGAAAACCUCCAUCAGUCAUAAGCCUGUUACAGCCAAGACGGGCUCGAACAGACUUGGACUUCAUGGAGUCUAGGCCACUGAAUAGUGCUAGCAAUAUCAUUUAUAAGCAGGCAUUGUAACGCAUUAGACUGUGUUAACAAAUAACUCCUAAAGAUAUGAGGCAUAUAUUUAGCUAUAUGAAUAUCAGUGUGGCAAAGCAUUUAUUCUCAACAUUUUAACGUCUCACAUCUGUCAAACUGUGCUGGAUGUUUUGUAAUACUUGCAAAACAAAAAUGGUUUUUGUAUUUAUUACUUGUAUUUUUUCUAUUGUGAAAAUUUAAGUACAUUGUCUAUUUUAUAUAUUAAUUAUAAUAAAUGUUGUACAUAUUGUACAUAAAA
Siniperca chuatsi (mandarin fish) is the source of this 3182-nucleotide messenger RNA. It is a transcript of the gene maff, whose product is annotated as v-maf avian musculoaponeurotic fibrosarcoma oncogene homolog F. Bases 49 to 672 code for a protein of 207 amino acids. Gene Ontology annotation, molecular function: RNA polymerase II cis-regulatory region sequence-specific DNA binding; DNA-binding transcription factor activity, RNA polymerase II-specific. The record is from RefSeq and is a predicted model, not a curated record. Gene Ontology annotation, biological process: regulation of epidermal cell differentiation; regulation of transcription by RNA polymerase II. The transcript is spliced from 3 exons. Lineage: Eukaryota; Metazoa; Chordata; Actinopteri; Centrarchiformes; Sinipercidae. Gene Ontology annotation, cellular component: nucleus.